Molecule: messenger RNA, 1448 nt
Organism: Telopea speciosissima
Lineage: Eukaryota; Viridiplantae; Streptophyta; Magnoliopsida; Proteales; Proteaceae
Exons: 2
Coding region: 162-1001 (279 amino acids)
Source: RefSeq, a predicted model, not a curated record
UGAUCCUUCUCCAUUAGAUUUUUGGGUGGAGGCACUGUAAAAGAAUCAGUGACCCUCUCCGUUGGGGCAUGGCGCUUUUGAUAUGUAAGAGCUAUAUAAGGAGAAGCUUGGCCUCUCUUACAACUGAGAAGGGAGUUGUUGGCCCAAGAGCAUAUUAAGUAAUGGCUGGGUACGGUUACAAGAACAGAGGGUAUGUUGCCCAGGAGAAGAGCAGGUCAGGCACUACAAUCCAGCCAUGGGGAAGUUCAUACAAUGGAGUUGAAGAACGGUCAGAUCAAUGGAGGAAUACUGGCUUUCCUACCAACUAUGAGGGGUGUCAAGAUCACAGGUGCAGUCCUGUCAUCAUUGACGCUGAGGGUCGGAAACACGCGAUUGUUGCCUGCACUCCUGAGGACAACACACAGUACAUUGUUACUAAAAGAGAGACCAGAGGUGAGCAAGUUCAUGCACCUUUGGUUACCAGGUACAAAGAUAGCUCUCCUACAAGAAUGGGACCAACAAAAGAUUAUGGAACCAUCAAGAAGGAAUGGAGCAGUCCUGUGAACCCAUCUUAUGAACGACCCCCAAUAGUUGAUGAAUUUAUUGGCAAAGUCCAAACAGAAGCAAGUCGACCGACCAGGAUGGGACCCUUGAAUGGUGCGUAUUGGCGUCGUACACCCAACCCCCCUUGUCAUGAUGGAACCAAUGGCUAUUGUGACCGUACACAGGAUCCAACAGUGAUCACAACAGGUGGUUGGACGAGGCCCAGCCGUGUUGGUUGGGCAACACCGCCCAGUUAUGACAGUCCACUGGGCAAACCAACAAAUGACAUAGGAACUGCUGUUGAGUACAUCAAGGAAGCAACAAAGCCUUCAUAUGACAAAACAUUCACAACAGAGCCUCGGUUUACAGUACCUUCUCCUGCAGUACCAAGAGUUAAUUUUUCUCCUCCGACACCAGCCAUCGAUAGCAAAGAGGCUGCACGGAGGUACAAUGGCUUGAUGCUGAAAGCAGAUACAUGAAAUAGAGCACGAGCCUCCAACAAAUGCUUUAGGACACUUGGUGGACUUGUCUUCUUAUGUUACUACUAGAGUUUAUGCUUCUUUUCCUUUCCUUCUUUCUUUACUCUGUUACGUCUGAAGGUUUAAGAAUUGUCUGUGGCAUGUACUUUUGAUAUUAGUAUAAUAAGAUUUCUUAGUGUCCCUAAACAUUGUAUUUGGAGAAGAGUAUGUCAGACAGCCAACAAAAAAUAUGGUCAACUAGGGAGUUUGGGCUGUUAAGUGUGCAGUUCUAUGGGUUAUAUGUGUGUCGGUUCUGUGGGGGGUAUAUAUGUAAUGUUCUUUGCUUAUUUAAGUGUAAAGUACACUUUUGUCCAGUCUUUAGUCUAGUCUUUAGUUGUGGACUGGUCCUUAAUUGUCCUUAGUUCCUUCUACAUCAUUAUAAUAAAGCCCCCCACCUGUGUUCUCUUC